UUAAUUGUAGGUACAAUCGGUCUUUUAUUUGAUAUAAAUAAAAGAAAGCGUUAAAGAAGCGAAACAAACGCAAGUACACACGGCUUUACGCUGCCUCCUUGGUACCCGCUUUUGCAAACUUCGGCUUCUCUCUGCAAACUCCAAAUCAUUCUCAAACUCCUCCACGCACUCUCUCACCAUAGUUCACUCUUAAAUAGCUAUCAAAACCCUGAUCUUCCAAUACCCGACUUCUUUCUCCUAUUUCAUUAUCACGAAUACCACUAUCAGAACUCUGGGUUUUGGUCCCUGGAUUGUUUUUGAUUUGUUGAGUUUUUUUUGGCGCCUGUUGAGAGAUUAUGGUGAUGGCUGAGAAUGAAGCAGGGUAUGAUCCUAAGGAGGUCAAGUCACCAUGGAAGACUCCGAUGAUUGAUGCUCAGAAAGUGGCUGAUGCUCCUGUUAUGGGGACCAAAUCUUGGCCUGACCUUGGUGGGACCCAACAACCACAUGACAAUGCUUCGCUUGUUGCUGAUGGGUCUGCUCCAGCUCCAUCAGUUGAACAGGGAGCAGCUGGUCAGCAAAAACCAAAUGGGCCCAGAAACACCAAUGCUUCUCAUAAACAUUCAUCAGCACGUCAUCAGAAGUCAGGAUCUAAGCGCUACCCUAAUGCUGGACCCCAGUUUCCUGUUACCUUACCUUAUUAUCAACCCCCAAUUCCACCACCUGUUUUUCAUCCUAUGGUGCCUCCUCCACAGCACAUGGCAGUUCCUGGGUAUGGUUACCAACCUGUCCCUGGACCUUUUCCUGGCAUUGACCCUCAGCUGGUAAAAUCUGGUUCUGAGACAACAAAGAAUGCCUUUGGUCCCCCAGUUCAAGGUAUUGAUGCUAGCAGAAAUAUGCAGCCUCCUGCCAACUUCUCUAAUAGAAGGCCCAACAUGCAAGAAACUGGACAUUUGAAUCCUGGCUGGAAUCAUCAACGGACAUUUAAUCCUAGGGAACCUAUUAACAUGCCACAGGGUAUGGGACCCAGGCCUUUUGCUAGACCUCCAUUCUUUGGUCCUGCUCCAGGGUUCAUGGUUGGUCCAAAUUUCCCCGGGGCUAUAUACUACAUGCCUGUUGCUCCUCCAGGCUCCAUAAGGGGACUGCAUCCUCCACGCUUUGUUCCAUACCCUAUGAAUCCAGGGACUGCCAUGUUCCCUCCUGAGACAGUAACUUUGCGGGCCAAUAUAGUGAAACAGAUCGAAUACUAUUUCAGCGAUGCAAAUCUUCGAAACGACCAUUACCUGAUUUCCUUGAUGGAUGAUCUAGGAUGGGUUCCAAUCUACAAAAUUGCAGAUUUUAAAAGGGUUAAAAGAAUGAGUACAGACAUACAAUUUAUCCUUGAUGCACUGCUGGUUUCUUCUACUAUAGAAGUACAGGGUGAUAAGAUACGGAGACGUGAUGAGUGGUCUAAGUGGGUUCCUGCUAGUUCAAAGACAACAUUGUCCCAGAAAGCUCUACCUACUCAGUGCCAACUUGUAGAGGAUGUUACUGAUUCCUGUGGAAAUGGUAAUGUGAAAGAAGAUAAUUCAAGGUACACUGAAGAAAAUGUUUCACUUGAGGGCUAUCCAGUAGAAGUAUCCCAAAAAAGUAACAGAAAACUUGCAGCUCUGCAAGUUCUAUUAAACAGUGGGAAGCAAGCAUUUUCUGGUGGAAAUGUUGACUUGAAUAGGAAAAAAGUUUCUGAUUCCCACACUGAAUUCUCAGAUGUGGAUCAAUCACUAGGAGUUGAUCCUGUAAGCUUCACCAACCAUGGAACUGAAAGUGUGGGUCUAUUUGAUGCAACAGUAGAAAAUGUUGCUGACCUGUCAAAUGAUUUCACCCAAACAUUUAUGCUGGAUGAAGAGCUAGAGCUUGAGCAGAAAACAAAGACGCAUUCAGCACUUAACAGAAUGGAUGAUGAAGAUGAUGAGAUGGUUGUUGAUGAUCAGGAUGUUCAGAGACUUGUGAUUGUUACCCAGAAUAGCGGGGCAGGUGAUGGAUCCAAAGCUGAUGCAAAAGAUUCAAAGAGCAUAUCCAGUGAGCUUGCUGAUGUGAUAAAUGAUGGUCUUUACUUCUAUGAACAGGAGCUAAAAACUAAACGAGUUAGUCAUAGAAAGAAUAUCUCUAUUUGUGAUAAUAAAGAUGGAACUUCAAGGUCUCCAAGGGAUGCCCCAGGAGAAUCAAUUCCCAGGACAGGUGAAAUUGCUGUUGGGUGCAGUAGUCUUGAAGAGUCUGUUGUACUUAGUUCUCGGAGGAAGCAAAAUAAAGGCUUCUCCAAGCAACAUGCAUUCCAUAAGCAAAGAUUUUUCUCCAGCAAUACAAAGAAUCAUGGAACUGCUCGUAAUUCAAUUGCGAUAAUAUCAGAAAGUCCACCAACUAAUUCAGUUGGAUAUUUCUUUGGAUCUACUCCUCCUGAUAGUUAUGGCCCUAGGCCAUCUUUGAAGUUGAGCUGUUCUCCGCAUGGAACUCUUUCUAGCAGUCCACCAGUUGGUUCCCUGCCAAAGUCAUUUCCACCUUUUCAGCAUCCAAGUCAUAAGCUGUUAGAAGAAAAUGGUUUUAAGCAACAGAAGUACCUAAAGUUUCACAAGCGCUGCCUGAAUGACAGGAAGAAGCUGGGAAUUGGUUGCAGUGAGGAAAUGAAUUCGCUGUACAGGUUUUGGUCAUAUUUCCUUAGGGACAUGUUUGUCCGUUCAAUGUACAAUGAGUUCCGGAAACUUGCUCUUGAAGAUGCUGCUGCUAACUACAAUUAUGGGUUAGAGUGUCUUUUCAGAUUUUAUAGCUAUGGUUUGGAGAAGAAAUAUCGAGAUGAUCUUUAUAAGGAUUUUGAGCAACUUACCCUUGAUUUCUAUCAUAAAGGCAAUCUUUAUGGCCUUGAAAAAUACUGGGCUUUCCAUCACUUCCGAGACCAGGGAGAGCCCCUAAAGAAACAUCCUGAAUUGGAUAGGUUACUCGGGGAAGAAUACCGGGGCUUGGAAGAUUUCCGUGCCAAAGAAAGGAAUGCUGGCACAAGAGAUGACAGCCAAUAAGCCGUUGAAUCCCAAUUUUGAUAACUGGAUCACAGAGGAGUUCAUGGUCUCUCUCUCUCUCUAUAUAUAUCUUUUUCCUUGACUGCUGAGGAGAGAUGGCUUUUGUAUAUUGUACAUUGGGGGAAUCGGACAUCUCCACGCGGCUGCUCACUGCUGAUGUUCUGCGGUUUUGAUUCCUAAAUUCUUUUUUUAAUCAUUUUUAGCUCACUCCCCACCCCCAUUGAUGUACAUACGGGGAAAAUGGAAAACCUUCAAAAAAAAUUUAGAAGUUGUAGAAACUGUGAAAAUUGAACAAAUAAGAGAUUAAAAUUUUAAAGUUA
Molecule: messenger RNA, 3343 nt
Organism: Gossypium raimondii (Peruvian cotton)
Lineage: Eukaryota; Viridiplantae; Streptophyta; Magnoliopsida; Malvales; Malvaceae
Product: la-related protein 1A
Exons: 14
Coding region: 336-3023 (895 amino acids)
Biological process (GO): mRNA stabilization
Molecular function (GO): RNA cap binding
Source: RefSeq, a predicted model, not a curated record